Cydia pomonella (codling moth) is the source of this 1975-nucleotide messenger RNA. It is a transcript of the gene GSTt1, whose product is annotated as glutathione S-transferase theta-1-like. Lineage: Eukaryota; Metazoa; Arthropoda; Insecta; Lepidoptera; Tortricidae. The coding region runs from base 128 to 814 and encodes 228 amino acids. Gene Ontology annotation, molecular function: glutathione transferase activity. Gene Ontology annotation, cellular component: cytoplasm. The record is from RefSeq and is a predicted model, not a curated record. The transcript has 5 exons. Gene Ontology annotation, biological process: glutathione metabolic process.
AAACUAGUAGAUUUUCAACUUUGGUGAAUACAAGGCUAAAGUUCAAAAGUUAUCAACUUAUUUUUGUAAAUCAAUUAUAAAGUGAAGCGUGAGCGCAGUCUUGCAAAAUAAUUUCGAAAAUUUUGAAAUGACUCUUAAGUUGUAUUUUGAUCUUAUGUCACAGCCAUCUCGAGCAUUAUACAUUCUAUUAAAAAACAUUAAAUGUAAUUUUACUCCAGUGCCUGUAGAUUUACGGAAAGCCGAACAUUAUUCUGAAGAAUAUACAAAAAUUAACCGAUUUCAACGAGUUCCUGUUAUAGACCAUAAUGGAUUUGUGCUAACUGAAAGUGUUGCCAUCCUGAAAUAUUUAUCACGUGAAGGCAUUAUCCCUGACAGCCUGUACCCAAAGGAUUCCAAGCAAGCUGCCAGGGUUGAGGAGUUUCUAGAAUGGCAACAUGCAGGGUUGAGACUGCACUGUGCCAUGUUCUUUAGAGUAAAGGCCCUGGACCCAAUAAUAACCGGCAAAACCCCAGAGCCGAAGACACUGCAGGGCUACGAGUGCCGCAUGGAGAAUGCUCUGGGCACGUUCAAUGACUUGUGGCUCGGGCAAGGCAAACCAUUCGUGGCUGGAGACCACAUUAGUGUCGCAGACUUGCUUGCUGCGUGUGAAGUGGAGCAGCCCAGGAUGGCUGGCUACGAUGCUACCGCCAAGUACCCGAACAUCGCGGAGUGGAUGCGGCGAGUUCGCGACCAUUUCAACCCGCACUACGACGAGGGACAUGUCAUCCUCAACAAGAUCGUGCGGAAUAAGAGUAAAAUGGCCCCUAAACUUUAAUAGGAUAGUGGACGACCGUUAAAUUUCUGAAUACAAAUGUAGUCCUCGUUUUCUUCUCUGGUUAUUGACACAGGAAAAUAUUUUUUUACACAAUUUGAUGUAUAUUAACCAUAGUCCAUUAGCUAUGCCCAUUUGUUUGACUUUUUUUGCACAGAGAGGAAAAUGGGGACUACGUUUGUAUAAGGGCGUUCUCGCACGGUCGUCUACUUUCGUCUUAAGGCGUUUUGUAUAAAGCUUAUAAAUCCAUGGGUAAAAGAAAAUACGUUUCUGUAUAUCUACAAGACAGGUAACAUUCCAUGUUUGACUAAGGAAUAUGCGAGGAAGUCCAAAUAUUUCUUGUGGGGUGAUUCCAAAAAUGGACUUUAAGACGCACCCGACAUGAGCUAAAAUUCGAUAUUCCGUCACCAUUCUGAGGUUGAAUUUCCGAUUUUUCCAUACAUAAACAGGUGUCAAUUUAUUCUGUAAUCUAUGUCCGUCCGUUUGUACCUUUAACUAACAUAUCAAUUUCAAACUAUGUAUAUGCAUUUGCAUUGCAUUAUAUUAUUAUAAUUUUUUAAGUCUUUGAAUGUUAUCCAUAAAUAAAUUAGGGGUCAUCCAUUAAUUACGUCACGCCAAUUUCUAGGUUCAUGUCCCUCUCCCGCCAUCCUGUCACAUUUGGUAAACCCCUCCCCUUGGGGUGACGUCACAUUUUUGACAAUUUUGUCUACAACGAAAUCGGCAAAUCGAAUUAGGUAUUAUUAAUAUUUUAUCGAAAUAUUUUUGAUAAAAGAAAUAUUAGUAGUUUUAUAAUUCAAAUUUAAAGUGAUCGGGAAAGAAAAUUUAAACGAAUAAAAACGUAUCAUUCCAAAAACUUGUUAUUUAACUGUGCAGCGAAUAACAAAAUAAUAAUUUUCGGUUACUUGUGAAGUUAAAGUAACGUCACAAAUUUUGUGACUCCCCCCUUUCCCUUGUCACAACAUGCCACAUUUUCUUGACCCCCUCCCUCCCCCUUAACGUGUGAUAGUGUGAUGUAAUUAAUGGAUGACCCCUUAUUAAUUAUAUAAGAACUAUAUUUUAUAAGUAGGUACUUUAUUUUACGGGUAAUGUGGAAUCUUUAUUAUUUUUUUAUUGCGUCUUACUGUGUAUACUUUACAAAUAAAAUAAUUUAUAUUUAUACUGAAA